UUACAAUGACCCUCCAGUACAAUCACCCUUCAGUGGAAAUUCCCAUGAAAUAUACUUGAAUCAUAUAAAUACUUCAAGUCUCCCUCAAAUGGGAGAUAAGAAAGAAUCCUACAUAUUUAGCAAAAUAGACUAGCCAUACUGACACGGAAUGAACACUCUCAAAAUUGUAGGUCUGCUCUGCAGUUUAGCUUUUCUGGUCCGGUCCGCACACCUUCCAGAGAGGUCAAUGGACGCAAGGAGUUUGGUCGAAAAAAUAUUAGGCAACAUACCCAUGGUUCACGGGUCUAGUGUCAAAAUCACGGGCCUGACCCUUGACCCGUCCAGCCAGUCUAGGAACAUACCGUACCAGUCCAUGGUGACCUCCCUGGGCAUCCCCGCAGCACCAGAACUAAAGACUGUCUGCAGACCCCUAAACCAAAUCGACUUCACCCUGGAGGUGUGUCUGAGCAGUAUGUCUGCGGGGCUGCAGCUGUAUCAGGAUGUGCUGGGUGUGCUGAAGGAGCGUGUGACCACUGAAAAGGUGACAGGACUCCUGGCUGACAUCAGAGACCUGCUGGCCCAGGUCAACAAGAUGCAGGAGCCGGGCCAGAUGAGCAGUGUGGCCCAGUACGAGGCCUCGGGACUGGCCUCACGCCUCCCAGGGGACUACGAGGUUCAGGUUGCCACUCAUUUUAUCCUGUUGCAGCUCCGUGACUUCACACAGAACCUAAAACGCAGCCUGCGCAAUGUCGAACACUUGACUUCCAGGCCAGGACAGAGUGGCUGAACUACUCCUUUUCAGGCCAGGACAAAGGGGCUGGGCUGCACUCUACAGCGGCAGCAAAACCUGUGCAGACAUGGAUGGAGGACCGGAGUGGGGUCGUCCGUGCCAGAAGCCUAUUGGACUUCUCAGGCAGCUGCGUCAUUCGAGCCUGCUUCAGUCUUUCUAUUUAUUCUGUCAAUCAAGGUCAAACGGGACAUUCGAAAACAUGAAGCAAGUGGAGCACUUUAUCUGAGAGAGAGGGACGGUACACAAUUGGUUUUGGUUUUGGUGCCAUCCCCUAUCUGCCAAGAUCUGGUCCUCAUCCUUUAACUGCAGGUAGCUGGCCUUGUUCGAUCUGUUCCCCAUCAAUUGGUACAAUAGCAACUGAAGGACUGAGUACCUGCGUUUCUUCAUCUCUUUCUCCCCAUGAGGGUUUUGUUCUUAGCUUGUCCUGCUAGUCUACGACACCUCUGAUUGCUGUCUCAGGUUUUCCUUGAGAUAAAGCAACACUGAUAGCUGCCAGAUAGUGGCAAGUCCCCGCCUGCACUCCCUCUAACUCGGAUGUGAGAUAAACCAUGUCCACUGUUUGAUUUGUCUGUUGAGGCUCUUAGAUACUUAUUUAUACUUAAAAUAUAUAUUUAUAUUUAUGAAGUACUGAGAUAUUUGUUUGUGUAUUUUAAUUUAUUUUGCGUAUUCAUGUCUAUUUAUUUAAUGUAUUUAUAUUGUAUGUGUUUUGUAUUGAUUGAUACAGUCAUCCCUAGAAUAAUUUUCUGGUGGGUGUCAAAAGAUUUGUAUUGUAUGUGGUUUUGCAGAGAGGUAAAACAAAUGUUAUAUACCAGCAGCUCCGAUCUCCUUCCCUUUGAUUUAUUUAUUUAUUAUAUAUUUUUUUACAGGAUAGUAGGAAGUCGGGAGACAUGUAUAGAACAAACAGUGAGGAAGGGUUUUAGACGAGCGGCCGAGUUGCCUUGAAGGCAUGUUGUCACGGUUUUGACUUGAGGUUAUUGUUUGUAGGGGUGCCAGUUAGGUUGUGCCGACCAGAGAAAAUAUUGCUUUCUCCUUUUUGUUUUGUGAGGGAACGAGUCCCGUCUGGUCCGUCAAGUCUACACCAAUACAAAGGACACAUGGAAAAGGAUGGACAUACACUUUUCAUUAACCAUUAAAAACAUUGGAAAUAA
This is a messenger RNA of Oncorhynchus gorbuscha (pink salmon), 1917 nucleotides long. RefSeq lists its product as uncharacterized. Gene Ontology annotation, molecular function: cytokine activity. Lineage: Eukaryota; Metazoa; Chordata; Actinopteri; Salmoniformes; Salmonidae. The transcript is spliced from 5 exons. Gene Ontology annotation, biological process: immune response. Gene Ontology annotation, cellular component: extracellular region. The coding region runs from base 149 to 766 and encodes 205 amino acids. The record is from RefSeq and is a predicted model, not a curated record.